AUUAGGACGUUUUCCAACACAGAUUCUGUAAAAUGCCCAACAAAAAUCCAAAAUUGAUCGAAAUUAAAGAAAAUAUUCAUCAUGUAAUAGCUAACUUGCAACAGUUGGAGCAGCUUAUCAGUGAAGCAGGGCACGAUUUUGACCUGAAGCAUGCGGAGGAGCUGCAGCGGAGCACGACAACCCUGCUUGAUGCACUUGACCAAGUGCCGGUCCAAAAAGUUGCCGGCGUACAAAAAAGAAGACGUAGGCGACACUUAGCCAAACAGAAGAAAAAGCGAGUGAAAUGUGAGAACAUAAAAACCGAGGGUCAUCUUGGUCUGGAACGAAAGCAUUCUGUUGAACCACCUCGAAAUCCUACCGUGAAACAAGCGGAGCACAUCUCCUUGCGAAAACGACACGAUGCAGCCUCCAUUUUGGAGACCUUUGAUCUUCUGGAGAAAUUAUGCGAAUCUCGUUCAGGGAACAAGGUUGCCUUAAGCCAAAGACUGGCCCAAAUGCGUCAUCUUUGGCGGAGGGUUCUGGAGGAGAACAAGCAAGAGACCGUGAAGGAGUCAGUGAAGGCAUCCUCCAUAGGGGCCCAAUGGGAUUUGGUUUUCUUUGGCAAGUCUUCACUUGCGGAUCGAGACAGCAAGGGCAAAUUUCUGGAGACCCGUUCCACCUGGGAUUCUUACAUAAGCCUUGGCGGCAACGGUUCCUGUAUACCCCGAGGAUGGGUGCUACCUCCAAUCAAACCCACAGCCCCGUGGGCAGCCUUUAGAACUGAAACCUAACAUGUUUGGUUGUUAUUGAAUGACCUCUUGUAGCUAUUCAUUAAACUUGUGCAUGGGAUGAGUUGCUUUCCCCUUGAAAACUU
Drosophila ficusphila is the source of this 853-nucleotide messenger RNA. RefSeq lists its product as uncharacterized. The record is from RefSeq and is a predicted model, not a curated record. Lineage: Eukaryota; Metazoa; Arthropoda; Insecta; Diptera; Drosophilidae.